AUGUUACUUCAGUGGAUUUGGGCUCUUGCGUUCUUUCAAUGCAUUAUAAUUUCACAAACGAAAUCUGGCAGUUUGCUAACAGUCUUUUUAUUGGCUCGUCAUGGAGAGAGAUAUCCUUGCCACGUUUUUAACCAUCCAAUUUAUCCAGUGGAAUACGUUAAUCUUCGAUGUCAGCUUACAGAAAAUGGCGCACGGCAACACUAUAAAUUGGGUCAAUUUAUCAGAAAGCGCUACUCUAAUAUCAUUUCCGAAGGUUUUAAACAGGCAGAAAUACACAUUCGAAGUACUGGAACUGAGCGAACAAUCCGAUCAGCAACUUACUUCAGUCUUGGUCUAAAUUCGCUUACUUCCUCUGAGUUACCGCAUCUUCCACCUGUCUUUUCAUCUCCCAAAAAACAUGACUCCCUCCUCAAAAUGUCCUAUCCUUGUCCUGCGUUUUCAAAAUUAUUUACAGCCUUCCUUGAUUCAAAUCUUUCUCGUGAAUUUGCUCAAACAGAGUUAAAACUGUUUGAGGAACUGAAGAAUUUCACUGAUUUUGAAUAUGACACAGCAUCUCCCCAUUUUGCCCUGAGAGAUUUGUGGAAGUUGUGUGAACCAAUCUACGUUUGGGAUGGAUUAGAACGAUCUACUAAGGGUGAUUCUCUUCCCUUCAAUGCGGACUUGGCAGAAUCCUGUCAUCGUGCAUUGAGUUUUCGCCAGCAAUUGCGCUUCUCCGCACCAAGUCAAACGUUUCUUCGUGGUGGCCCUCUUUGGAACCAUGUUCUAUCCACUAUGCGUCGUCUAUCAAUUUCUGCAAUGAGUGAUGAUGGUUUUCUAUCUGAUUCUGAAGAGAUUGAUAUUCUGGAUAUCCCUAUUGCCCCUGAAACCCGUUUUCUUGCUUAUUUUGCGCACGAUUCUACUGUUGCUGCUUUCCUAAGCCAUGUGGGGAUGUUUAAUAACAUACUUCCGCCUUACGCUAGUGCGGUUAUCGUGGAACUGCAUCGAAUGACUGACGGACAAUUAGGAUUGAAAUUCUUUUAUCAUAACUCAACCGAGCCUUCUUCAGUAAACUUACUGACUUUGAGCAGCCCUCUUUGCACUGAUGAGAAAACAGGAUGGUGCGAAUUAGAUAUUCUCGAGCAAAAAUUAAUAGGCACAGCUGCAACUGAUAUGGUGGCAGCCUGUGCUGAGGAGGACAAGAGCUCGCACAGGUUCAAGGUGGCGAUCGUCACCCUUAUUAUCUCAUUCGCUUUUGCCUACAUGCUCCCUAUUGCAUUUACUGUUCGAGCCCUUCUUUGUCUCAUUUCUAUUUUCCUAACUUAUAGAGCCAUUUUCUUUCUUUCCUAG
Rodentolepis nana is the source of this 1326-nucleotide messenger RNA. The record is from the annotation of a GenBank genome assembly. Lineage: Eukaryota; Metazoa; Platyhelminthes; Cestoda; Cyclophyllidea; Hymenolepididae.